This is a messenger RNA of Hypoxylon trugodes, 4400 nucleotides long. Its product is annotated as P-loop containing nucleoside triphosphate hydrolase protein. NCBI's taxonomy places the organism in Eukaryota, Fungi, Ascomycota, Sordariomycetes, Xylariales, Hypoxylaceae. Gene Ontology annotation, molecular function: ATP binding; RNA binding. The transcript has 2 exons. The record is from RefSeq and is a predicted model, not a curated record. Gene Ontology annotation, biological process: maturation of SSU-rRNA from tricistronic rRNA transcript (SSU-rRNA, 5.8S rRNA, LSU-rRNA). The coding region runs from base 489 to 4130 and encodes 1213 amino acids. Gene Ontology annotation, cellular component: intracellular anatomical structure; nucleolus.
UACCCAUUGUGACAGUCUGCCUUCUUGAGAUAGAGUAAUGAGGAUUUUGUCUGAGAAGUGCAGAACAGAAGCUUCAGUGGGAAGUCCGUCAAUAGAGCCAAUGGCAAAUUUCGACUGAGCCGGAAAUGGCUCUUCAACGACUCGUGAGGCAUCCAUGGCUUAAUGAUUUCGAAUUUAGAAGUUGCUAUAAGAGAAAGAGGCCAAGAAGGUUCUGUGAAAACGAUGACGGUAUGAAUUGAUUGAAUUCUAAAGAAAUUCACAAUGUUGUUCAAGGUUGAAAGUUCUGGAAGUGUAAGUAGUGCCCACUGUUCUAUGAUGGGCGGGACAGUGUUAGUGCUCGGACCAAUAUUAGGGUCCACCGAUACUGCCCCGCGCUAACCUGAUAUAGCUUAAUAGAAGAAAUUCUGCCAAGGCGGUCAAAAUUUCAAUAUCCUUCUCUUAAAAAGUUACCAAGGUACCUUCAUUUUGUACUAUCGACAACCAUAAAAAUGCCAAAAUUCGUUCCGCGGCAGAGGAAACACAAGGUCCUUGCGCGCGAAAAUGCGCAGCAGAAUGGUACCCAGGAUGGUGGAGUCGCACCCCCAGAACCCGAUAGCAAUGCGCUGGAGAUUCUUCCGGAUGCGCAGAAAGAUCGUGAAGCUAAGAAGGCUCGGUUGAGAGAGGAACUGAAAGGCGAGAUCAAAGUGAGCGGCAAAAAGGCCAAACGACUUGAGAAAUACAUCGACACUAAACUCAAGAAAGAUGAAAAUCGGGUACUCUUGGCGGAAUUAGCAAAGAACAAGAUCGACACGAGUCUAUUCUCGAGUAGUCGUAGUCUGGGCCAGGGGAAGGAAACUAAGCGACAGGCGCUCAGUCGUGCGUUAAGGGAACGACAAGCUGGUGUCGGCCAGAAUGGGGAGGAUAUCCUUUUUGAGACGCGAGAUGCUCCGAUGAGCAAUGAGUCAGGGGAUGAGGACGAACUACGCUCAAAGGCUAACCCCUCUACGGGCCGUCUUGGUGGAUUACCGCAAAAUAUCUCCAAUGGGUCUACUGCGGGCGGUGCUGCGAAUGCACAAGCAGAAAAGGCCGCAACUUCUGUGGGAUCUGGGUUAAAACGACCUCUUGAAUUAGACGACGACGGGCGACCGGUAAUACAAAAGAGGCAAAAACGCGGCGGUGUGAAAUCUAAGCUUACCGGAAAACCGCAACUAUUACAACCCGAACCAGCUUCCGACGAUUCAGAUGAGAAGCUUGAUGAGGAAGACAGUAGCGAUGACGAUGAGUGGAAUGGGUUUAGCUCUGAUGUAGUCGGAUCCCACGAUUCCGAGGAAGAGAAAUCAGAAGAUGAAUCAACAGAUCAAGAGUCUGACGGCGAAGAAGAAUCUUCUGAAGAGGAAGAGGAGGAGGUUGGAGGUUCACAAAAGAAGGAGAGAUCUUCCGCGUUCAAAGCCUGGGCCCACGAACAGCGCAAUGCUGCACUGGGGUAUCAACCCGUUGAUAAUAGUAAUUCGGUUCUGAACAUUACGGUACCUAAAAACUUCAAGCCACGCCCGCUGGAACAAGAUCCGUUACCUGCGGAGUUACUACCAACCAAGAAUAGCAGGAGGAAAGCUUUCAGUGUCCCAGUUCAAAGGAAGCCUGAGAUUCAGGAUGCGCGACUAAAAUUACCGGUUGUGGCCGAAGAGCAGAAGAUAAUGGAAGCCAUUUACAAUAAUAAUGCGGUGGUAAUAUGCGGUGCUACUGGAUCCGGAAAAACGACACAAGUACCUCAAUUUUUAUUUGAAGCGGGUUAUGGCUCUCCAAAAUCCCCUACGCCCGGUAUGAUUGGGGUGACACAGCCAAGAAAAGUCGCUACCGUAAGUAUGUCGAAACGCGUGGGGCAAGAGUUAGGCGAUCGAUCAGAUGCUGUGGCGUACCAAAUCCGAUUCGAAGGUACAGCCGACGAGAAAACAGCGGUCAAAUUUAUGACGGAUGGUGUACUCCUUCGAGAGGUUGCCAGCGACAUUGCUCUACACAAAUACUCAGCAAUUAUUAUUGACGAGGCUCACGAGAGGAGUGUCAAUACUGAUAUUCUUAUCGGAAUGCUGAGUCGAGUGGUUAAGUUACGAGAGGAAAUGUCACAAGAAGAUCCCAAGGUAGCUCCUUUGAAACUAAUCAUCAUGUCUGCUACUUUAAGGGUCGACGACUUUAUAAAAAACCAGACAUUAUUCCCGACACCACCGCCAGUUCUGAAUGUUGAGGGCCGCCAACAUCCAGUUACUAUGCACUUUGCUAGGCAAACUCGUCAUGACUACGUUGAUGAAGCUUUCAAAAAGAUACUGAGAGGACAUCGUAAGCUUCCACUAGGCAGCUUCCUUGUUUUCCUCACCGGACACGACGAAAUACAAAGACUGAGCAAAAAGCUCAAGCUUGCAACGGGUGGUUUAAAUCCUAUCGCCUAUCCUAAGGUUCGAAUAUCCGCGAACGAUGCACCAUUAGAAGUCGAGGACAUCGACUUUGGAGAAACUAACGAAAAUGGGAACGACGAGUAUGAACCAUUCAUUGACGAAGAGGAAGAAGACGCUGAAGAUGAUGCUGAGUUUGAUGUUUCCGAGGAGGCCGGUUCAGGACCAUUGAAAAUGCACAUUUUGCCGUUGUACUCGCUUCUGCCAACAAGAGAGCAGAUGCGCGUAUUCGACGAUCCCCCUGAAGGAUCACGAGCGAUUAUACUGGCAACCAACGUCGCUGAAACUAGUUUGACAAUACCUGGUAUUCGAUACGUAUUUGAUUCUGGACGAUCAAAAGAGCGAAAAUACAAUAGGGAAACUGGAGUGCAAAGUUAUGAGAUUGGUUGGAUUAGCAAGGCAAGCGCAAACCAAAGAGCUGGACGUGCCGGUCGAACCGGACCAGGUCAUUGUUACCGGCUAUAUUCGUCUGCCGUAUAUGAGCGAGACUUCCCUGAGUUCGGUGACCCUGAAUUGCUAAGAAUGCCUAUCGAGGGUGUGGUGUUGCAGCUCAAGGCAAUGCGGUUGCAGCACGUUAUCAACUUUCCUUUCCCGACGCCUCCUGAACGGCAGAGUCUUGCGAAAGCAGAGAAACUGCUUAAAUAUCUAUCUGCAAUCUCCGAGUCUGGCCAGGCGACUCAAAUAGGUUCGACAAUGGCCAAAUUCCCCCUUCCACCCCGAUUUGCACGGAUACUCUUAGUCGGACAUUUGCACGAAUGUUUACCUUACACUGUCGCGCUUGUUGCGGGACUAUCUGUAGCGGAGGUUUUCAUUCCAGAAAGCCAAGCAAUACCUGCUCUAGCCGCAGAUGAUGAACAUGAAUUCCGUACCAAUGAAGACGUAAUUGCGGAAAAUCGGCAAUCUCAAGCUCGUCAAAAAUAUCACGAAGUGCAUAGAAACUUCCGGUCAUUAGACGACAUAUCCGACGCAAUCAAACUUCUCCAAGUUGUGGGCGAGUUCGCGCACGACCCCACCGAGCAAUGGUGCGAAAGCCACUUUGUCCGAUUCAAAGCGCUUCAAGAGACACAGAAACUCCGACGGCAAAUAACAAAUUUGCUCCAAAAAGACAUCCCCGCAUUCGCCAAUCUAUCAUUUAAAGAAAAACUAGAUCGCCCAAGCCCCAAGCAAGUUACAGCCCUAAAACAAAUGGUAGCUGCAGGUUUCAUUGACCAAGUUGCUAUCCGUGCGGACUUAGCCCCAUCACCACCGGAAAUUUACCGUAAACCCCGUCGUGCUAUCGACGUACCAUAUAUACCCCUUCAACCCAUCGAAACCGACAGUCGCGAUCCGCUCGACGGACUUGUAUAUAUCCACCCCUCAUCAGCCCUUGCGCACCUUAGUCCACAGGAAUGUCCCGGGUAUAUCGUAUACGCGAACCUACAACGCGCCGCAGCGAAUCUUCUCGACCCGACAGUCAAAAAACCAAAGACUCGUAUGCUGGCUCUAACCGAUGUUACGGGUGCCCAGUUAGCGAGCCUAGCGAAGGGCACGCCGUUGCUGGAGUAUGGGAAGCCUAUAAAAGAGGUCGCGAAAACGGAUACUACGAGGGAGUGCUGGGUUGUGCCGUAUUUGCGCGCAGAGGGAAGUGCGGGUGGAUUAGGGUGGCCAUUACCGGUAAGGAAAGUGACGCAGAAGAAAGUGGCUGGACGGGGAUGGGUUACUGAGUAACUUGGAAGAAACAGGUGAUUAUAUUGGCGACAGCGAGUUUCAUAUAGAGGUGUUAGGAUGGAAGUACCAGGCUUGGGAAUUAGGAAAAUAAAAUAUUCAUAUCCCAACUUGGGUGCGCACUCUAACCUCUUUAAAGGCAUUGGAUGGAAUUGUAUUAUUUUAGAAUUUAUAACGCGUCGAUUCACUCUACCUAGCUACAUCUCGAUCUGAUCUAUACUAAUCGUAUCGGUCUACUAGUAGUACAACGGUACCUUUACGAGAUAGAAUGGU